CAAAGUCUGUAAUUCUUUCCCUGAGAGCAAACCAUUGCGAGACAGAUGACAAGAUUCACCUUCACACUAAAACCACAACUUCAACUGAGAAAGGACAGUUACAGACAGGAAUAAUGGAAUCCAGAAAGACUGCCACUUCUACUUGCUGCAGAAAUUGAAUUUCAACUUCAGCCACAACUCAAAGUGAAAGUAAGUUUAAAGGAACUUGCAAGCUAGUGAACAUCCAACUGACUAACUUCCUGUUAUAUCGUUCCACCUGGUGUAUUCAGCUUCACUGAGAGAGAAAAUGUCUUUCCAAUCUGAGAAGGAUCUGUCCUGUCCUGUCUGCCAUGACAUAUUUAGAGACCCUGUUUUUCUGUUAUGUACACACAGCUUCUGUAAAGCCUGUCUGCAAAGAUGGUGGAGAGAGAAACAAAUACAGUGUUGUCCAGUCUGUAAGAAAGUAUCUAAACACUGUGAUCCACCGUGUAACCUGGCGUUAAAGAACCUGUGUGAGGCAUUUUUAAAGGACAGAGAUCAGAGAGCUUCAGCAGAGUCUGGCACUCUCUGCAGUCUGCACUCUGAGAAACUCAAACUGUUCUGUCUGGACCAUCAGCAGCCAGUGUGUGUCAUCUGCAAAGAUUCAAAAACACACAACAACCACAGAUUCAGACCCAUCGAUGAAGCUGCACAGGAUCACAGAGAGGAGCUCCAGAAAUCCCUGAAACCCUUACAGGAGAAACUGAAGCUCUUUGAAGAAGUUAGAGGAAACUGUGACCAAACAGCAGAACACAUUAAGGUCCAGGCCCGAAACACAGAGAGGCAGAUUAAGGAGGAAUUUAAGAAGCUUCACCAGUUUCUACAAGAGGAAGAGGAGGCCAGGGUCGCUGCUGUGAGGGAGGAAGAGGAGCAGAAGAGCCGGAUGAUGAAGUUAAAGAUUGAGGCUCUGCGCAGAGAGAUAACAGCUCUUUCAGAAACCAUCAAAGCCACAGAGGAGGAGCUGAGAGCUGAAGACGUCUCAUUCCUGCUCAACUACAAGGCUGCAGUAGAAAGAGUCCAUCAGCGCCCCCUGCUGGAGGAUCCAGAGCUGGUCUCAGGAGCUCUGAUAGACGAGGCCAAACACCUGGGCAACCUGACCUUCAACAUCUGGAACAAGAUGAAGGAGAUGGUCUCCUACACUCCUGUGAUUCUGGAUCCAAACUCUGCUCAUCCUCAUCUCAUCCUGUCUGGAGAUCUGACCAGCGUGGUGUUGGGAAAGAGAGAGAAGCUUCCUGAAAACCCAGAGAGGUUUGACUACUAUCCCAUUGUCCUGGGGUCUGAGGGCUUUAACUCUGGGACUCACAGCUGGGACGUUGAGGUAGGAGACAGUACAGACUGGAAAGUUGGCAUGUUAGCAGAGUCUGUCCAAAGGAAACAAGAGCCACCAUCUGGAUUAUGGAGGAUGGGGUUCUAUAAAGAUCAAUACUCAGUACGCUCACUACCAGAAUUCUCCACCACUGUCUUUUUGGAGAAGAAACUCCAGAGGAUCAGAGUUCAACUGGACUGGAAAAAAGGAAACCUGUCAUUCUCUGAUCCUGAUACAAACACACACAUCCACACCUUCACACACACUUUCACUGAGAGACUGUUUCCAUACAUUAGCAAUCUGAAUAAACUCCCACUGAAGAUAUUACCGGUGAAGUAAAAGAGAGCAAACAGAUGGGGUUGGUUACAGGAUGACGACUAAUGACUAGGCUACACAAAGUACAAAGUUUUUCCUUAACUGAUUAUUCAACAUGUUAAUAAAUAGCAAAUUGUUCAGUAAUGACAAAUGGCUUAGCCCAUAAUCGCCACAAUAUUCGCUUGGAUAAAAUGUAUUUGUGUAUAUAUGCCCGCAUCAUCGGUGCUCUCUCUCCACCAGCAGCAAAAUAAUGUUGUUUACCAUACAUAACACCUGGUAGAGAGCGGCGCCAGUGUUGUGCCGGAGCCAGGCGAGCGUGCAAAAACUGUAAAUCAACAUUUCUGGCUAAUCCAAUAUAAUGUAUAUAAUUAAUUAUACCAGCAAUAAAGUUCACAUAUAUGACGUCGUAUAACAGGGAGUUUCAAAUGUGGAAUUACUGAUUCAUGUAUUCUGGGAUUGUAAUGACAUUCAGAAGAUCUGGGUGUGAAACUUGUAUAUUUCAUGAUAUAUUACAGGAUACAGAGAUGGAAAUUAAUGUACACUAUAACGACAAAAUAGGAUGUUAAUUCCAGACUUGACAUAGAAUAGGCCAGAUGUGCUUUGCAAGUGUUUAAAUUUCAAUUAGUUAGGAUAAAAGGGUGUUCUUGAGAAAGAUGAAAUAAAAACGAAGAUUUAUGAUGGAUUUGUGUAAAUAGUUUCAUGUGAUGGUCAUUGUUAAGAUUAUGCAGUUAUUUAUGUUUGUCUGUUAUGUGAAGGGUGGGUCAAUCUGAAUUAAGAAUUUUCCAUUUAAUGUAACUAUGUUGUUAAUUGAAAAUCUAUCUUUUGAAACCUAACAAUGAUCUGGUCGGUUAAGAGGUUUUAUUCAGUUAUCCAUUGUGCUUUUCAGUCAUCCUCAUUUUGUCAGUGUUGUCGUAUUUUAUGGUAAUUGUCAGAUUUUUAGUAUGACUUAAUGUGAUGUUAUUUGUUAUUGUAAAGUUGAUUGUUUUCAACUACUUUUUAAUAACUUUAUCUUUAAAGCAAUAAAAAAACAUAAGUAUU
This is a messenger RNA of Micropterus dolomieu (smallmouth bass), 2677 nucleotides long. Its product is annotated as zinc-binding protein A33-like. The coding region runs from base 287 to 1663 and encodes 458 amino acids. The record is from RefSeq and is a predicted model, not a curated record. The transcript has a single exon. Gene Ontology annotation, molecular function: protein binding; zinc ion binding. Lineage: Eukaryota; Metazoa; Chordata; Actinopteri; Centrarchiformes; Centrarchidae.